AUGUUGGUGCUCUGCCUGCUCGCUGCCGUGUGGCUCGGGGCCAGUCCGAGCCGUGCGCAGAACGAAACGGAGCCCAUAGUCCUGGAGGGGAAGUGCCUCGUGGUGUGCGACUCCAACCCCGCCGCCGACCCCACGGGCACGGCGCUGGGCAUCUCCGUGCGCUCGGGCAGCGCCAAAGUGGCCUUCUCCGCGGUGCGCAACACCAACCACGAACCCUCCGAGAUGAGCAACCGCACUAUGGUCAUCUACUUUGACCGGGUCCUUGUAAACGUUGGCAAAAGCUUUGAUGAUGAGAGGAGUAAUUUCAUCGCACCACGCAAAGGGAUUUACAGUUUUAACUUCCACGUCGUCAAAGUCUACAACCGCCAAACCAUACAGGUGAGCCUGAUGCACAAUGGCUGGCCGGUGAUCUCAGCCUUCGCCGGAGACCAGGACGUGACGCGUGAAGCAGCCAGUAACGGCGUUUUGAUCCAGAUGGAGAAGGGCGACCGGGCCUACCUCAAACUGGAGAGGGGGAACCUGAUGGGAGGCUGGAAGUACUCCACCUUCUCGGGUUUUCUGGUGUUCCCCAUGUAA
Messenger RNA from Knipowitschia caucasica, 576 nucleotides. Lineage: Eukaryota; Metazoa; Chordata; Actinopteri; Gobiiformes; Gobiidae. The record is from the annotation of a GenBank genome assembly.